Astyanax mexicanus (Mexican tetra) is the source of this 6625-nucleotide messenger RNA. Its product is annotated as C2 calcium-dependent domain-containing protein 4C. The transcript is spliced from 2 exons. The record is from RefSeq and is a predicted model, not a curated record. The coding region runs from base 231 to 1502 and encodes 423 amino acids. NCBI's taxonomy places the organism in Eukaryota, Metazoa, Chordata, Actinopteri, Characiformes, Acestrorhamphidae.
CCCGGUCCGGAGAGUAAGCGGAGAGUGAGUGUGAGGAGCAGAGCCGCGGAGCUCCAGCGCGUGGAGAGGAGAGCGGGCGGAGAGCUGAGGUCUGCCGCGCUCCGCAGCGCCCGGACCGGCUACACUUCAUCACUGAGAGCGCGCGAAGCUGCUGUUGCUGCUGCUGCUGCUUCUGCUGCUGAUCAACAGGUUUUGUCUCCCCCCACCGUCCAUCCUACUAGCCAACAGUUAUGUGGCUUCUGGAGAAGAUCCGUGGCUCCGUGGAGGGCAAUGUGCUCAGAGGGGCUGAGUCAGCAGACAAGCAACCCAGAGGGCCCACCCACAGCAAUGUGCUCACACCCGACAAGAUCCCUGACUUCUUCAUCCCUCCAAAGCUUGUGUGCUGCCCCCCAGAGGCUGACACACCAGAGAUGAAGCCAAAAAAUGGGCUCCACUCAUCCACCUCUGAACAGACCAUCUGCCGUAAGACGCCCCAGAGUGGUUCACGCAGCCCUCGGCUCAUCUGCAAGCUGGCCGGAGACACAAAGAACUUGCUCAAGGCUGCCAACCGACACAUCAUCCAGAUCGAGAGCGCCGAUGACUUGGCCGUAGGAGAAGUGGGCGACCUCACCACCAACGCUGACCCACAGUCCCAGACGGCUAUGUCCCUGCCCUAUGUUCCAAAAGCACAGACCUCGUAUGGGUUUGCUACGCUCAUGGAAAGCCCUCACACUCGCCGCAAAGAGUCCCUCUUCCACAGUGACCCCACCAGCCCCUUGACCUCACCCAACACCCAGCGCAAGACACAAUCAGGAAAUCGCCUUGACCCAAGCAACUGCAGUGGCUCGCACCCCAACCCUUAUCGCUACUUCAGCGGAGGCGAGAGUGACACCUGUUCCUCGGCCGAAUCUUCACCUUUCAACUCGCCAUUGCUGUCGCGCUCGGCCUCUCUGCUUAAGAUGUUCACCCACGAGACACAAGCAAAGGUGUCCCGGGCAAAGCGCUCAUUUGCCCGCCAUUCAUCCUUGUCCACAGAUGAGUGCAGCUCAGUGGAGACCAGCCCCAACAUCCAGAGGCGUUUCCGCUGCCCUCCUUCACCAGCCGCAGGUGGCCGCAGGGCAGGGGGUGGAAACACAGAGCGUCUCACCCAGCACACAGUGGUCCUGCACAAGGGGGGCACGCUUCGCCUUUGCACGGACUACGACACAGAGGCAGCACGUCUGCGGGUGCGUGUGCUGGCUGCUGAAGACCUCUACGACAAGCAAGUGGACGUCAAGAGCAUCAACUGCUGUGUAGCGCUCUACCUGAACCCAGGCAAGCUGCAGAAGCAGAGAAGCAACAUUAUCAAGAACAGUCGCAACCCCGUCUUCAACGAAGACUUCUUCUUCGACUCCCUGCCGGCCUCUCAGGUGAAGGACCUGGCCAUCAAGAUGAAGGUGGUGAACAAGGGCACUAGCCUGAAGAGGGACACAUUGCUUGGGGAGCGAGAGGUGCCCCUGAAGGAGCUGCUUACAGGAUUCUAGCACGCACCAGCUUUUCCGACACGAGUGGAGUUAUGAAAUGUCAGACAUUUGGGUGCAAGACCGCACUCGAAACUCUUUUCUCCUGUGUAACUUCCUAUGUAUGUAUAUGCUACCCCUACCUAGUACCUGCUCUGCUCAGGGAGCAGUUGCAACGUGCCACAUGCAGUAGGUGCACUUUGUAGGUAUACAGCUAUUGACUGUAUACAUAUAUGAUGCUGUGUAGUUUAUCAGCCCAACUUCUACACCAACCAUCAAAGGACAAAGAUGACCAUGUGACCUUCAGUGACUGUUAUUUGUGAUUAUUAUUUUUAUUUGGGUAUUUGAACAUUCUUAGCAGCGCAAAAGAGACAUGGGAGUGUGAAGUUCUUUAAUUCCUGUCCCGAAGAUUCCAGUUCCAGCAUAGUUCAGAGUUCGUAGCUCACUCAGACACACCUAAAUCAACCUGAAUUUGAACAGGGACCAUCCAACAGCCCUCCAACAAUGGAAUUGAUUACAUGUGGUAGUGGCAUGUAAGGCAGUGUUUAAACUGCAGGCAAAUCAAAUUUAUUUCUCAAAUCAGAUAUGUUUAGAUGACUGCCCACACUGUUGUUUGAAUGUGAUCAGAUCAGAUUUGUGUCGUGACAUUUGGUGCUUUUCUUAGACUUUCAUCACUUCUGUCACUCUGGAUUUGAUGAGGUUGUGGUUUGUUGUGUUGUGAAUGACGUUAAAGACUUAAGAUUUAAAGUCCUUUUUGAGGAUCCAUAGCCUCCUGACUGAGAAGAAUCUGUACAAAUCCGAUUGUAAUAACAUUUCAAACCAUCUUUAAAAGUUCAGAAUUCCUAAAAUUUAAUAUUUCAUGGCAAUCCAGACUAAGAAAUGUCAAUCUGGAUGCAGUCUACAUAUGCCAAAAAUUUGAUUUGAACUGGCAGUCUUAACAUUGCCUUAGUGGACAGGUAUGGAGGCUGGCAAAUUGUGCACAGCUAUAAAGCACAGCUCUACUUUAUGUACUUGUUGUAGUUGUACAUGAUAAAAUGGAGAGGAAAUGAGUAUAGGUUUAAGUUACUCAAGUAACUGGUUCAUAUAACAUCAUAUAUGAAGGAUUUGGCAUCCAAGUUGGCACCCCAGCCUCCUCCCAGUUUCAGUGCCCUAUCUCCUGGUUGUUCCUAAACAUAAAUGGGAAUUCAACCAUUGCUCUUCAGAUCCCAACCACAUGUUGAAGUUAUGGAACUUUGCAGAAAGUUGUACUACAGUAGGCUUGACCCUGGGUAAACAAAGUUGUUUACUUUCCUUAUUUCCUUCCUGCUGCAAGAGGUCACCUUUCCAGUUUGCGGACAGAGAUUGUGUUAGCAGGAAAGCUUCAGUGGGUGGAUGUCUUUGCGUGAAUGUACAGGGUGUGUAUCAAUGUUUGAAUACCUUUGUAAAUAGAGGCUGUAACAGUAAGUGUGCUUUUAUAAGUGUGUGUGUUUGCGUGAGUUCCCCCUUUUUAUGGUCUACGUUAGACGUUGGGUUUGUGUGUAAAAGGAGCUCCUCUGGAUCACUAUGGAUACUCACAUCCGAAGACACGUCUGUACAGCUGGUGCAGCGGCUCUGUACCCUGCACAUGUACAAAGAGGCUUUGAAGUGCUGUAACAACAGAUCCAAAUGCAUGCUUCAUCCCUGGGCUGAAAUGCUGAACUUGCGUGCGUAAACAAGACUGUAUUUUUGGUAUCACCAUACUGCCAGCCUUGCCCUGUGAGCCUCUUCUUAGACUUUAUCACUGGAGCAUGUGAGUGAUCGUGGCAUUGAAUUGUUCCAGCUUUUAGGGUUUCUGUUCUUUGUUGAUUAUUCUAAUUCUGACUAUUUCAGCCGAGCAUUUUUAUGGGAUGAAAUCACCCUUCAGCCUUAUGAUGAAAAUACACAUAUCGACCAAUGCGAGACUUUACAGGUUGUACACCUUUCCCAGAUAGCAUAAAGAUUUGUCCUGAGACUCUGCAUAUACACUGUAACCUGGAUGAUGACACAAGCGGCAUGGCCCGAUUGCUGUAUUAUAGUUGACAACCAUGGUGUUGACCCAUGUGGUGCACCCGAUUUACGUAUAAUACUGAGCGACCGGGGUGUUGACCCAUGUGGUGCAGCAUGAUUGACGUAUUAUACUCAGCAACCGGGGUGUUGACCCAUGUGUUGCAGCCCGAUUGACGUAUUAUACUUAGCAACCAGGGUGUUGACCCAUGCGGUGCACCCGAUUGACGUACAGUAUUAUACUCAGCAACUGGGGUUGCAGAUCUGAGUUGAGCAUUUGGGCCAGGAUUGGACCUAGAUUUAAACCGAAGCCCUGAGUUGCAUCAGCCUGGCUCUUUAAAUCUGGGCCAGAUCCUGGCCCAAAUGUAAAAGUCUCAAGUGAUUACUGCUGUCUGGGUUAAAUAUGACUUGUUGACAACAGGGGUCACCACUUAUCCCCAAAAGACCAGCCUGAUUGCAAGCUUUCGUUCCAACCAUGCAAGGUGCUGCUUGGUUUGAAUGAAAACCCUCAGCCGGAGCAGACUGUUGCUGUAAAUACUGAGCUACCCAUGGUGUACAUUUCUAUGUUGGUACUUCAAUGGACCUAUACUUGAGUAUUUGCACAAUGUCUUGGCAUGUUUGUAGAAAUUUGUGUGUAUAGCUGAGGCGUAUCUGUACAGAUCUGUUUUUUUUUCUGGUCUGAUCAGAUGAUGAAUAUAUUAUAUAGCAGCAACUCAACGGCUAUUGGUUAAAACUGUGUUCAGUAAAGUAAACAUUUGUAUUAGUGUUUUAUACGGCCAGUUUUCCUUGCCAAAAACUACAUAUUUACAGUGUAGCCAGUUUUCUACUUCAUAACAUCAUAAGAACAUUGGUAUAAUGGGCUGAAAAUGGCCAAGGCUCCUUGUAGGGCCACUUAUUUCUCAUUGAUUCAGAAAGAGUCUUCACUGAGAGCCUUGAGAGCUCUCUAAUGAAAUUAGCGUUUGAAUGUCUCAACAGUAGAGCACAGAGGGAAGCUAACAGACUUUGUGGCCUGUCAAGAGUGAAUGGCAAGUCGGUUGUGCACUUUGUUUGCUUUGGUUAAUACAUCAGGAUUUUCUUAACAUUGCCUAAUGAUUUUGGCUUUUUGUAGCUCAUAAAAAAGUGAAGUAAUAUGAUAGGAUAUAAUAAAGAACUGGAAAAAAAAAAGCUGGGAAAAGGAAAACCAAAAGUAAAAACACGAUUGAAACAUGAUCCCUUCAGCAUCUCUAUUGUUACUGUGCGAAUGCUUUAGAGAUCAGGUUCCACUAUUGGUACGAGAUAAAGAACCCUUAUUGGACGUUACAUAAAACAGUGAGAGUGUUUACAAGCAUUUCACAAUGAGAUUAUGAUCAGAUUACUCUAGAGUCUAGUGGCAUGUGUGCAAUAAUAAAAUAUUUUUAUCUCGGUAAACAAUAUGAUGGAUAACAAGUAAAGUCAAUUUAAAUCUCUGGCUAAAACCCCAUUUUUAGCCCAGGUCUAUAACAUCUGGACCCUUGCAGAUCCUGCUGUAUGUAGAAGGCAGGGGGCUGGAAGCUGGUGAUUGGUUGAAACAUGAGUGAAAUGCAUUUGAGAACUUGUUCCAGUGCUUUCAUUUAUCGUAUAACUCAAGUAGUUGUGUAAACAGCAUUCCCCGAUUUUCCCCAAAUUUUAGGAAUCGUAUUUUUCGGUGCAUUCUGGGAUUUUCAGAGUCUGUACAUGCAUGAAAACAGACCUUGGUACUGGAAAUAAGCGAGCAGUGUUAACAAGCAUUGCUGAAACGUAAGCAUUUAAGUAAUUAUCUUCUAGCUGAUGUAGAUUAAAAAAUCUGCAACAUAAAGUCUGGUUGCAAAGAAGAAUCUAAUUAUUGACCAACUCUUGUAAACUUGAGUUUACAAGCAUGUAAAUGCACUCACUGUUUAAAAUUAGUUUUGAGUUUGGAGUAAGAAGAACAGUAGAAUAACUACUUUUGGACCCCUGAUGAAAUUUUCAGUGGGUUUUUCAAUGUUUAUUUUUUUUGUUUGUUUUUUUGGUUUGUUGGUUGUUUUUUAUUUUUUUGUAAAUUUGAAGCACAGAAAGAAUCUUCUUAAAGAGUACAAAACCUCACCCACAUAAUUAGAGAUUUGUACCAAUCAAUGACUCUUCCUGGAACUGCACUUUUGAAGCAAGAACUAUAGUUGAACCUUUAGAAGGAACUAUUUCUUGCGCUACCAAGAACUAAUCAGGAGUGCUUGGGCACCAUGUCAAAAUAACGGAAAGCAUAAAUGUAGGGAAAGUGAGUGAAUUAGUCACCCUCCUUGCUUACCCAUGCUCUCUUAAGUACACCACGCAGGGUCCAUUUUAAACCCAUUUCCUGCGCUCUCCGCUUGAAAUGUUUCCUAGUACAUAGAUGGGCUGGGUUAUGUAUUUCCAGCUCUAUUUUGGGUGCUCGUUUAAAGCAGUCAAAUUGCAGGUAUUAGAUUUCCUAUUAGCUCUGUUAAAAGAGCCGAGGCUCCCCUUUUCUUCUCGUGAACAGGGGAAAGUGCAAUUACACAGGAAGGGGAACGACUUUAUGACUUUUGAUUGGCAGAAAUCCCUCAGAUUAAAAGGCUGAAAGGAGGGCCGGCUCACGCUGGAAGUGAAAAAAGAGCUGAAAGCGGGGGUGUCGGAUUGAUAUUCAUUUCAAUAUCCAUGUUUCUGUGGACGAGAUUAAAGCUUCUUGCACUUGUGUUCAGAAUUAAUGAAAUAUGAAGUGCCUAUCCAUUGAACUUGAUGCCUGUCCUUUCGUCCAUCACGAGGUAGGCCUGCGUGAGCGACCCGUUUCUUCCCUACUGCAUGUGUGUGUGUGUGUGUGUAGGCAUUAUCCAUGAUACCUUAAUUCAAGUGGAAAUAGACGUGUUGUAAAUGGAGUUUUUGAAUCGUGUGGGUGUUUCUAUAUUUUUCAGGUUUGAAGGUAGACGUUAUUGGUUUCGAGUGGAUGGGUUUGUCAUCGUGGCCUUUUAUUGUUGAUUUCGGCCCAGCACAGAUUCCAGCAGUGACUUCAUCCUUUGAAGCUUUCGACCCCCGUCCCCUCCCACCACUCACACCUCCUUUUUCACUCCCAAUUUUGCAUCGACCCUCCAAACCCAAAGCGAAACAUGAUAUUGACUUGUCUAUUUUUGGUGCCUCGUUCAAUAAAAGUUGUGUAGAUGGUG